Molecule: messenger RNA, 1552 nt
Organism: Acomys russatus (golden spiny mouse)
Lineage: Eukaryota; Metazoa; Chordata; Mammalia; Rodentia; Muridae
Product: olfactory receptor 2H2-like
Exons: 1
Coding region: 258-1196 (312 amino acids)
Biological process (GO): G protein-coupled receptor signaling pathway
Cellular component (GO): membrane
Molecular function (GO): olfactory receptor activity; G protein-coupled receptor activity
Source: RefSeq, a predicted model, not a curated record
UUUGUCCUCAGUCAAAAGGCCAGAAGGACCAGUGUAAGAAUCCAACUGUUUUCCAGGAUAUUCUUGGUUUCCUCUCAGUUAUUAGAAGACAUUUGACUGGAAGAAACAAGGAAAAGGAGGAAGAGAAAGUGGAGAGUACAAGGAGAAAAGAAACAUCCACCUCACAUAUUUUGACAAGUACGCAGGGUGAACUUUUACAAAAUAAAUUGAAAUACAUUGUUUGCCAGCUUCAUUUUUCCAGCUAGACACCAAAGGCCAUGGUCAACCAGAGCUCCCCAGUGGGCUUCUUCCUGCUGGGCUUCUCUGAGCACCCACACCUGGAAAAGAUCCUCUUCGUGGUUGUCCUGUGUUCCUACAUCCUCACCCUCUUAGGAAACACACUCAUCCUCCUGCUGUCCACACUGGACCCCAGGCUCCACUCUCCAAUGUACUUCUUCCUCUCUAACCUCUCCUUCUUGGACCUCUGCUUCACCACAACCUGUGUCCCCCAGAUGCUGCUCAACCUCUGGGGACCCACAAAGACCAUCAGCUUCCUGGGAUGCUCUGUACAGCUCUUCAUCUUCAUGUCCUUGGGAACCACAGAGUGCAUCCUCCUGACAGUGAUGGCCUUUGAUCGCUAUGUGGCCGUCUGCCAGCCCCUGCACUAUGCCACCAUCAUCCACCCUCGCCUGUGUCGGCAGCUGGCCGCUGUGGCCUGGGUUAUAGGUUUGGUCCAAUCCAUAGUCCAGACCCCUCCUACCCUCCGCCUGCCCUUCUGUCCCCAUAGGCAGAUAGACAACUUUUUGUGUGAAGUCCCAUCUCUUAUUCGACUCUCCUGUGGGGACACCACCUACAAUGAGAUCCAAAUGGCUGUUGCUAGUAUCUUCAUCGUGGUUGUGCCUCUGAGCCUCAUCCUCGUCUCUUACGGCGCCAUCGCCAGGGCAGUGCUGAGGAUAAGCUCUGCAAAGGGGCGCAGGAAAGCUUUGGGGACCUGCUCGUCCCACCUCAUUGUGGUCACCCUCUUCUACAGCUCAGUCAUUGCUGUCUAUCUGCAGCCCAAAAAUCCCUAUGCCCAGGAGAGGGGCAAGUUCUUUGGUCUCUUCUAUGCAGUGGGCACUCCCACGCUCAACCCUCUUGUAUACACCCUGAGAAACAAGGAAGUAAAGAGGGCAUUCUGGAGGCUGCUGGGGAAGGAUGGAGACUCUGUGGAGACUUAAGGGAGAAAUAUUUAGUGUAUUUCCAAAUUAAAAUGAAUUUAAGCUUUUGUGGAAAAAAAUGAACUUCCAAGUCCACUCACUAUUUCAUACCUACCCACACCACAACAGUAGACCUCGUUAGUGAUAGAUUAUAGUGAGAGAAGGAUAGGGAGAAAAAGAGAAACAGAAGCAAAAGAGUAGAAAGAGGGAAAGUGCUAGAAGUUUCUUCCAAAUGAAGCAUUGUUACCUGAACAGAUCAAGGAGGCUCAUCAGGCUCAAAAGAAGCUCAUGAAACUGACAGGACUCAGAUGAUCACUCCUUAGGAUGGCAUAACAGUAAACAAUUGGGAGAGAGAAACCUCUCCAGAGAUAUAACUG